AUGUCGCUGCAGCUGAGCGCCAGCCGCCCUCGGCAGCUGCAGUACAGCGCGACGGGCCUGCGCCGAGACCUGCGCCUGCUGGAGGUGGACGAGGCCCUUCUAUCUGAAAUCGCACGUGACGGCGUGGUUAUCAAGGGCGGCCACGGCGACGACGCGGUGCUGUGCACGGUCGACAAGACGUUCGCCUUGAAAUACGUCGAGACCACCAACGCGCUGCUGCUGGUGCCGCCAGACGCGGGUGGCGAUGAAGAGUUUGGGGGGAUGAGGAGCCUCACACCCCCUGCGGACGCGAGCGGCCAAAGGGAUAUGGGGCUGCAGACGCAGCUGCAAAAGGCGGCGACCGCGGAGUGCGCCCCUCCCCUGGUGGCGACCGCGACUGCAGUGGCGCACAUAGAGGCGGUGCGCUGCCUGCCGCGCCUGGGGCAGCUGCGGGAGCUGCUAGGCAGCUGCCGCCCCUAUGGCCUGGAAGACGAGCAGGCGGACGAUAUGGACGUCGAUGCACAGGGCGGUGGUGGCGGCAGCAGCGGCAGCGGCGGCGGGGGCUGGCGUGACCGGCUGCCGGCGGCGGGCGGAAGCGGGGGCGGCGGCGGCCAGGCAUUGGGGUUCACCACACAGCAGCUGCUUGAGCUGGUGCAGGCCAGCCGCGCGGAGCUGCUGCUUGAGCUGUCGGCGUUGCGGGCAGUGAGCCUGGGGGGCAGGUGGCGGCUGGUGGAGCCCGCUUACCUUGGGGGCCUCCUGGAGGUGCUGCUGCUCAGCGCGACGGAGAACGGCUGGCCCCUAGACGCCAUACCCGUUGAGGAGGCCUGCCGUGUGCUGGCGGCGGACGGGUACCGGCCCGCACUGAACAGUCGUGGCUGA
This is a messenger RNA of Monoraphidium neglectum, 858 nucleotides long. Its product is annotated as sister chromatid cohesion protein DCC1. Gene Ontology annotation, biological process: maintenance of mitotic sister chromatid cohesion; mitotic sister chromatid cohesion. NCBI's taxonomy places the organism in Eukaryota, Viridiplantae, Chlorophyta, Chlorophyceae, Sphaeropleales, Selenastraceae. Gene Ontology annotation, cellular component: nucleus; chromosome, centromeric region; Ctf18 RFC-like complex. The coding region runs from base 1 to 858 and encodes 285 amino acids. The transcript has 9 exons. The record is from RefSeq and is a predicted model, not a curated record.